Brassica oleracea var. oleracea is the source of this 597-nucleotide messenger RNA. Its product is annotated as glutaredoxin-C3. The transcript has 4 exons. Gene Ontology annotation, molecular function: glutathione disulfide oxidoreductase activity. Gene Ontology annotation, cellular component: cytoplasm. Gene Ontology annotation, biological process: cellular response to oxidative stress. NCBI's taxonomy places the organism in Eukaryota, Viridiplantae, Streptophyta, Magnoliopsida, Brassicales, Brassicaceae. The record is from RefSeq and is a predicted model, not a curated record. The coding region runs from base 33 to 443 and encodes 136 amino acids.
CAUUAUUGUUGUGGUUGUUUGUUGGUGAGCGAAUGACGAUGGUUGGGCAACGUCCUCGCCGUGUUGAAGUCACGGCGGUUCCUAUACUCCUAAUACUAGUGGUGGUUCUCAGCGAUCUGUCAAUCUCCGUGGGAGCUGAGAAGUCGGUGUCGGCAUUCGUGCAGAACGCCAUUUUGUCCAACAAGAUUGUCAUCUUCUCCAAGUCCUACUGCCCGUAUUGCUUGCGCUCGAAACGCAUUUUCAGAGAACUUAAGGAACAGCCUUUUGUCGUGGAGCUUGAUCUCAGAGAGGACGGAGAUCAAAUACAGUACGAGCUUCUGGAAUUUGUUGGUCGCCGUACCGUCCCCCAAGUUUUUGUUAACGGCAAGCAUAUUGGUGGCUCUGAUGAUCUCGCAGAUGCUGUGGAGAAUGGUCAGUUGCAAAAGCUUCUUGCUGCUAGUUAGACUUUUCAGAAGGUGGAUGGAUGAUCAUGGACCUUAUGUUGUGAUCUAGAGGAAUAGUGGAAUCUUUUGUAGUGAACUUGAAUCAAUGAAUUGGUUUGUCUCAUGUUCACUGACUUGAUUGCUCCUUAUAUAUAUAUAUAUAAUAAUAAAGUUA